Ylistrum balloti is the source of this 363-nucleotide messenger RNA. RefSeq lists its product as uncharacterized. Lineage: Eukaryota; Metazoa; Mollusca; Bivalvia; Pectinida; Pectinidae. Bases 1 to 363 code for a protein of 120 amino acids. The transcript is spliced from 3 exons. The record is from RefSeq and is a predicted model, not a curated record.
AUGAACAACUUUCUUGCCGUAUGUGUUUUGAUGGUCUUUGGGGUAAACUUAUGUGACGGACAAUGUAGAACGUUUAAUUCUGCUCCACAGUUGGAUGGCGCAACACCACCACUAGGGUGUUAUUGGAAAGACGAAUUUAUCGGCGUCAUGUCACAUCUUACAAAGAACUGUGAAACAUGCUACUGUAGCGAGGGAGGUGUUUUGAGUUGUUGCGUUAAUGCUAUGCAUAUCGUACAAGUGCCUGAUGAUUGUAAAAUAGUUCCAGCAGAAGACGGUUGUGGUGACCGGGCUGUGAAACUGGACAAUGAAAAUGAGGAUUGUAUGCAUGGUGUCGCUGCAGUCAGUCGAAGGGACUUGCAAUGA